GUAUCAUAUCGACUGCGCGGAGCGCAUUGGAGUUGCUGGUGGAGAGGCCACCAACAAAAUCCAGCACAAGCCCCUGACCACGCUGCCUGCGCAAGCCAUGCUGGACGAGGGCCUUGAGAUCACGGAGAAUUUCCUCCCAGAUGGUCCCGUCACCAUUGGCAUUACCUCCGGCGCGCCACUGCCCCAGGCCGCGGCCCAGGGUGGCCUGGCUCUGAAGGUGGGCGAGGCCACGAGCACCGAAGAGCUCGUAAGCUGCAAGAUCGGUGGCUGCUGCGGCAAGGACACCCCCGGCUUGAGCCGCGAGGAGGUCUUGGCGAGGAUCCCCUCUUUGCCUCUCUGGGUCUUGUCUCCAGACGGCGCUUCCAUCAGCCGCUGCUUCGUGGCCAAGAACUGGGCGGCAGCCAUGAGCUUCCUCAACGAGGUCAGCGUCCUGGCCGAGCAGGAGGGGCACCACCCGGAUGUGCACAUCACUUCCUACCGAAACGUCCGGGUGGAUUUGAGCACGCAUGCGAUCGGAGGGCUCUCGCUGCCCGACUUCGUCUUGGCAGCCAAGAUGGAUCAGAUCAAGGUCGAGUACUCGCCGAAGUGGCUCAAGGAGCACCCCGUGGCCUAG
Molecule: messenger RNA, 613 nt
Organism: Symbiodinium sp. CCMP2456
Lineage: Eukaryota; Dinophyceae; Suessiales; Symbiodiniaceae
Source: the annotation of a GenBank genome assembly